ACGGCGUAUGGCACAUCGCAAAUUCGCAAAUCGUAACACCGAUCCAGCGCGUCCGAAGCCAUGGCGGAGUCGAAGGAGAAAGAGAAGGAAGAGCAGGCGCGCAAGGCUCACGCGCUCGCCGAGAAGAGCUUCCUCGCCGGCAACGUCAUCGCCGCCAGGCAGUGGAUGCAGUCCGCGGUCAGGCUGGCGCCGGACCUCCCCGGCACGCCGCAGAUCGUAGCGGCCUACGACGUCCACGCGGCGGCGGCCCGGAGCAGCCCCACCGACUGGUACGCCGUGCUGGGCCUGAAUCCAAAUCCCGGAGGCGGCGGCGGCGGCGGCGUCACCCACGACGACAUCAAGAAGCAGCACCGGCGGCUCUGCCUCCUCGUGCACCCCGACAAGAACCCCUGCGCCGCGGCCGACGGUGCGUUCAUGCUCGUCCAGGCCGCCUCGCACGCGCUCUUGGCCAAGCACCCUCCUCCUGGCACCGCGGCGCCCGCGCCAGCCGACCGACCCGCGCCGCCGCCGCCGCCGCAGCGCCAGGCCGCGCCACCGAAUCCGAGGGCGCCAGAGCCGGAACCGAGGCCGCGGCGGCCUCAGGUCGUGCAGAUGGCUCGGAGACCCGCACCGCCGCCGACGCCGAGAGCCGCGGCGCCGACGCCACCGACCUACUCGCAGCAAGCCAAGCAAGCGAAGCCGGCGCAGAUGGGCAGGCGGAGGAGGGGUUCGACGCCUCCGAGGCCCCAGUUCGCUUCGCCGAUCGCGGACAAGUGCCCGGUGUGCGGCGCGCGGGCCACCAACGGCGGCAGGAGCAAUUUCCGGUGCAUCAACUGCCAGUGGAGUCCGUUGGACGGCAGGCAUGACGACGACUACGGUGACGACUUCUUCGACUACUAGGCGCUCAAGGUCUUCUUCUUGGAUCGAACAAGAACGGGUUUCAAUUUGGUGCUGGGAGGGAGCACGAUUAGGGUUGUUCAUUAGUUCACUUGUUGUUUGUUGAGUAAUUCUUCUUUUUUUUCCCUACGGUCUGUAACAUGUGAAGCGUUACAACUUAUUUUAAGCUUGGAAUCUUCAGAUUUGCAAGAAAAGAGAAAUUUCCUCUGCAUAUCUUCUACUUGCUCCAUUUAUGAAACAGUCUUUGAUUGCAUU
Messenger RNA from Sorghum bicolor (sorghum), 1131 nucleotides. RefSeq names its product protein app1. Lineage: Eukaryota; Viridiplantae; Streptophyta; Magnoliopsida; Poales; Poaceae. The record is from RefSeq and is a predicted model, not a curated record. The transcript has a single exon. Bases 61 to 879 code for a protein of 272 amino acids.